Pleuronectes platessa (European plaice) is the source of this 1427-nucleotide messenger RNA. Its product is annotated as thioredoxin, mitochondrial. Gene Ontology annotation, biological process: cell redox homeostasis. Bases 104 to 622 code for a protein of 172 amino acids. NCBI's taxonomy places the organism in Eukaryota, Metazoa, Chordata, Actinopteri, Pleuronectiformes, Pleuronectidae. The transcript is spliced from 4 exons. Gene Ontology annotation, cellular component: mitochondrion. Gene Ontology annotation, molecular function: protein-disulfide reductase activity. The record is from RefSeq and is a predicted model, not a curated record.
GCCUCUCGGUCUCUUCUUUAUUAAAUCUACGGCUCCAGACCGGAAGUGAUCGUUUGUUCCGCGAGGUGAAGAUCAGCAGUAGAAGAAAAACGUAAACAUUAAGAUGGCUCACAGGCUCCUGCUACGUCGAAUUUGGACGCUGUCUUCCAAAGAGAUCCGCUGCCUCCCGUCCUCCACUGCCUCCGUCGCCUCCUCCUCUUUCUCCACCUCCCUGCAGUCCAACACAGCCCGGGUGUUCCUCCUCUCUCCGUCACGCACUGCCCCUCGCUCCCUUCCUCACACCUUCAGCCGGGCGGUCUCCUUCAACGUCCAGGACCACGACGACUUCACCGAGAGGGUCAUCAACAGCGAGCUGCCCGUCCUCGUCGACUUCCACGCACAGUGGUGUGGUCCCUGUAAGAUCCUCGGGCCGAGGCUGGAGAAGGCUAUAGCGAACCAGAAGGGCCGCGUGGCCAUGGCCAAAGUUGACAUAGACGAUCACACAGACCUCGCUAUUGAAUAUGGGGUGUCUGCUGUCCCGACAGUCAUCGCCAUUCGUGGAGGAGACGUGGUCGGCCAAUUCGUCGGGAUCAAAGACGACGAUGAGCUGGAGUCGUUUGUCAGCAAAGUCAUUGGACAGUGAAGCAUGUGUCCCCGCCCCCCUCCCCCCACUCACCAACAUACUUCUUCUUUCUUUUGUACAACUCCAACAUGGCCCGGCAGCCCUUCGCCGCCGCCAUCUUGAACCUGUUUAGCAGGCACCAACAACAAUUACAGCCGUGCCACCAUCCCAGCUGGCAAACUCUCAAACCCUCACACCCAGACCUCAACACUCUGCCUCCGCUGCUCCGCUCCCGUCUCGCUCUUGCUUCUCUUGUCUAGCGCUGGGUGUGGGCCUCCAUUAGCCCUUUAGUUCACGCUGUGCUCCAUUUUGGAGGCAGCUCCAUUUCUCUUGAAUAAUGUGACGGCUCCUCGGCUCCUUUCCAUAACCCCGGAGCCGCCGAGCUGGUGUGUAACAGUUUCAUGUAAACGUUUGUAGAAUGGAACCUACAACCCUGUUACGCACUUAUUCUGUUUUACAUGAGGGACGAGCAAUUUAUAGUUUUAUUAAAACCAGACGAUACUGAAUGGGAAUCGUGACAGUGUUACCUGUAGUUCCUGCUUUUCUCCAGGAGAGGGUGGCAUUUCUUUUAACAUUGCAGAGCCACACAUGGUCAUUUUACACCAUUAUGCCUAAUACUGUGAGAGGAAGGUGUGUUUGUGUGUGUGUGUGUUUGUGUGUGUGUGUGUGUGUGUGUGUACGUUCGUCUUUAGGUCCCGACUGUGAAGCUUAAGUCGAGCAGGUAUUGCAAAUUCUGACUUUUAUUUAGUUUAUUAUUGAAAUGAACUCUAUGUACAGAAAACAUGUGAUAAAAGUCGGUAAUAAAGAAAACAAAAGAUGUUCUGUA